AUGGCUCUUAAGAGUGGGUCGUUCGCGACCUUUCUCAUCGUCUGCCCGACGUGUUUCUUCUUGGGAAUCAUCUUCUCGCUUUUCCCAUAUGACUAUCCACUGCUCUGGGCUGGGGAGCCCACACCUCCCUCGCACUAUGACUACCUCGAAGCUCACCUGCGCUUCCUCCACGCUUCGCCACCGUUGAUUCCCCGUAUCCUGCAUAUCGUCAUUUUCGUCGGACUUGCCGGCGUGAUUACAAAGCUGUACAAACCUUCCGAGUCGAACAUGCUCUUUGAUGGCGCGAGCCUGGUUCUCUAUGUCUGUGGUGUGACUGUUUACAUUGCCAAUAUUGUCAAGGGACUUCGUCUCGUUACUGGCGGACAGUACGGUGUCGACUUGGCCGCAACCGAAGAGGACGCUGAACAAGUUCUUGGUCGGGAAGACAGUCUCAAAGUUCUCGCUGCUAGCAACACCAUUCUCGCCCUAAUCCUGGUCGGUGUGUUGGUUCUCCAAGCUGGACAAUGGUAUGCCGAGAGGAAGGACGAACAGGAAUCGGCGAAAUUCGACAAGAAGAGUGACAACCCGCCCAAGAAAGAUCGCGCCGAGUCUCCUGUCGCCACCCGAGCAGCGACCCGUCAAAACAGCAAGAAAAGGCAGUAG
Talaromyces rugulosus is the source of this 642-nucleotide messenger RNA. RefSeq lists its product as uncharacterized. Lineage: Eukaryota; Fungi; Ascomycota; Eurotiomycetes; Eurotiales; Trichocomaceae. The transcript is spliced from 2 exons. Gene Ontology annotation, cellular component: endoplasmic reticulum membrane. Gene Ontology annotation, biological process: endoplasmic reticulum to Golgi vesicle-mediated transport. The coding region runs from base 1 to 642 and encodes 213 amino acids. The record is from RefSeq and is a predicted model, not a curated record.